Messenger RNA from Talpa occidentalis (Iberian mole), 12112 nucleotides. It is a transcript of the gene PLXDC2, whose product is annotated as plexin domain containing 2. The transcript has 14 exons. The record is from RefSeq and is a predicted model, not a curated record. Lineage: Eukaryota; Metazoa; Chordata; Mammalia; Eulipotyphla; Talpidae. The coding region runs from base 849 to 2438 and encodes 529 amino acids.
GCGAGCUGCCUCUCCUCCCCAAAGUGUGGAGCAGGAGCGUGGGGAGUGCAGCGCGGUGCCUGCUCCGCCACCAAACUCCUUGGGGCGCAGCGGGCCUCGGGGCCACCUUCUCCUCUGCCGGGAAGAACCCCUUCCAGAUAGGUUUCAGCCUGACUUUUUCACCCCUGUUUCUCUCGUCUUCGUCUUUUUUUUUUUUUCCCCUCUGGCCUCCGACUUCAGACUGCUGCAGCCUGAGCCUUCCCGGGGCGCAGCUCUUUGGGGCUGCCCAUCCCUCUGGCUGUGAAAACGGACGUGCGCCCUGCUUGGGGCGAAGCAAAGAAGAAAAACUUGUGGGAGGGAUUUCGCCAACCCACUGUAACCCCCUUCCCGCAACCCCAGCCCUCGCUGGGGGCCAUCCCAAGACCCGGGAAAGUUCCUCCGUGGCGACAGCCCUUUCGGAUCUGGAGGCGGCACCUUCGCUGGCGCUGGAAUUAGAUCUGUUUUGAGCCCGGUGGAGCAUAUCGCAGGGGCUCGGAAGUGGUGGGCUCUGCCGGCGUGGAACCCAGAGUUUGCAAGCCCCGACUGCAAGUGGCCUUUCCUGCUGGCAGUUGUGCUGCGUCUGGAUUGCGAGUGUUGUGGCAAGUUGCGAAGACAGACCCGAGGUCCGGAGAGGACUGAGCUCCUUCUUGCGCUCCCUGCUUCCUCUUCCCGGCUCUCGGGGUGCAAGCCCAGAGAAAUUUACAGAGACCUCCGGUCCUGCCGCGAGGGUCCUCAGCGCUCAGCUCGGAGCUCCCCAUUGCUACUUGGAGACCCCAGCGCCGGGCGUGGGGAAGGCCUGGCGGGGAGCGGGAGGGAGGUCGUGGCGCGCCAUGGCGGGGUUCCUGAGGGGCGACCUGGCCGCGGCUGGAGUUGUGUUACUUUGCCACUUUUUAAUGGACCGGUUUCAAUUUGCUGACGGGGAGCCUGUGAACCAGAUCAAUGAUUGGCGAUAUCAAGUUGCUCACAUCUUCCCUCAAACAGAAGAGGAAGUGGAAGUAGACACAUAUGCUUUCAGCCACCGGUGGAAAAGGAACUCAGAUUCUCUUAAGGCAGUCGACACAAACCGAGCAAGCAUGGGUCAAGACUCCCCAGAGCCUCGAGGCUUCACAGACCUAUUGGAUGAUGGGCAGGACAACACCACCCAGAUUGAGGAGGACACAGACCACAAUUACUAUAUAUCUCGGAUAUAUGGUCCAUCUGAUUCUGCCAGUCGGGAUUUGUGGGUGAACAUAGAUCAAAUGGAAAAGGACAAAGUGAAGAUUCAUGGAAUAUUGUCCAAUACUCACCGGCAAGCAGCAAGAGUGAAUUUGUCCUUCGAUUUUCCAUUUUAUGGCCAUUUCCUCCGUGAAAUCACUGUGGCUACUGGGGGUUUCAUAUACACUGGGGAAGUUGUACAUCGAAUGCUAACAGCCACACAGUAUAUAGCACCUUUAAUGGCAAAUUUUGAUCCCAGUGUAUCCAGAAAUUCAACAGUCAGAUAUUUUGAUAAUGGUACAGCACUUGUGGUCCAGUGGGAUCAUGUUCAUCUCCAGGAUAAUUACAACCUUGGAAGCUUCACAUUCCAGGCAACUCUCCUCAUGGAUGGACGCAUCAUUUUUGGAUACAAAGAAAUUCCAGUCUUGGUCACACAGAUAAGUUCGACCAAUCACCCAGUGAAAGUGGGGCUGUCUGACGCAUUUGUCGUUGUCCACAGGAUCCAACAAAUUCCCAAUGUUCGAAGAAGAACAAUUUAUGAAUAUCAUCGAGUAGAGUUACAAAUGUCAAAAAUUACCAACAUUUCAGCUGUGGAGAUGACUCCACUGCCUACAUGUCUCCAGUUUAACAGUUGUGGCCCCUGUGUAUCCUCUCAGAUUGGCUUCAACUGCAGUUGGUGUAGUAAACUUCAAAGAUGUUCCAGUGGAUUUGAUCGCCAUCGGCAGGACUGGGUGGACAGUGGAUGCCCUGAAGAGUCAAAAGAGAAGAUGUGUGAGAAUACAGAGCCAGUGGAAAGUUCUUCUCAAACCACCACUACCACCAUACAAGCAACAACCACACAAUUCAGGGUCUUAACCACCACCAGAAGAGCAACCACAUCCCAGCUGCCCACCAGCCUGCCCACAGAAGAUGAUACCAAGAUAGCACUACAUCUAAAAGAUAAUGGAGCUUCUACAGAUGACAGUGCAGCUGAGAAGAAAAGAGGGAGCCUUCAUGCAGGCCUCAUUGUUGGAAUUCUCAUCCUGGUCCUAAUUAUAGCAGCAGCCAUUCUUGUGACAGUCUAUAUGUAUCACCAUCCGACGUCUGCAGCCAGCAUCUUCUUUAUUGAGAGACGCCCAAGCAGAUGGCCAGCAAUGAAGUUUCGAAGAGGUUCUGGCCAUCCUGCCUAUGCUGAAGUUGAACCAGUUGGAGAGAAAGAAGGUUUUAUUGUAUCAGAGCAGUGCUAAAAUUUCUAGGACAGAACAGCACCAGUGCUGGCUUACAGGUGUUAAGACUAAAUUUUGCCUAUACCUUUAAGACAAACAAGCAAACACACACAUACACGCACACACACACAUGCACACACAUACACUCACUCAUAGGAGCCCUAAGCUGCUCCAGCCUGAAGGAGACGAGAUUUCCUGAGCCCAGCCCAGGAAGGGUAAAAGAAAAACUAAAAUUUAUACAAGAUAUCAUUUACCACUGAACAUAGAAUUCUCUAGUGGAAAGACAUCUAUACUCAGAACAUCUCCUGGGGACUUAUCAGAAGUAUGACAAGAUUAUAAUGCUAUUGGCUUAGGUGCAGGUUGCAAAGGGAUCAAGAAAAAAAAAAAUUCUAAAGCUUUAGUUUACGAGGGAUCUCCACCUUUGUUCAAAUUCUUAUCUGAUAUCAUAAAGAUAACUGUGUUCCAAAACCUGAACCCUUCUACGCAAAAGAGCAAUGACGAAUAUAUCAAGAUUGCUGAAAGAAAUAGCUCAUGCAGGAGGAAAAACACAAACUUAAGAAAUUUUCUAUCUUUUCACCAGAUUUGUGGUGGAAGAAUUUUGUUUUUCUAGUCUAAAUCCACUUGUUCACAAAAGUUCAUUACUUUAUGGAUGGCUCUUUUAUCUGUACUAGAGGCUUGAACUAUGCCUUGCUCUUCCCCUGUUAAUGAAUGUUAAUGAAUGCCCUUUCUAUGAGCUGUGACCAAAUUUCUAAACUUUUAGCUAAGGAUGAGGAAAGCAGGAAUGGCAAAUGAGGUUUUCAGUUCUCCCACCUUGGUGUAAAACAUCUGAUUUUUUUUUAAUAAUUGCCUCCAUUUUCCAACUGUGAAGUCCAAUGAAGCCACAGUUGCUCUUGGCUGAGGAAACACAAAGAAACAAUGUGAAGAGUUCCUAAAUUGUUUUAAAAAGAAAAAGGAAUAAGGGAUUCUAAACAGGUGUUUUUGGUUUUGUUUUUUUAACUUUUUUGCUGUUUCAGUACUAAAGGCCCAUUUCAUUGUCAAUUCCUGUCUAAGAAGCCAUUCAAGUCAACAUAUCCCUGGUGAUAAAAAGAAUGAAAGAACCCUGCUGAAUCAUACAGUAAUUUUCUUUAAAGCACAUAGUAGUUACAUAAAUAUAUAUAUAAAUAUAUUUUUGUUUAUAACUAACACAAGGCAGGCUCUUGUGAUUCUGAGUGCAUUUUGUCAUCAAGACAAAACAAAUGCAGAUGCAUUACAGCAUAUUUCCAUAGAGUUGUAAAAUAAUCCUUAAUAUUAGAAUAUUUUUAUGUCACUUAGAAAAAUUGGUUCAAUUAGUUGCAGGACCAAUCAUUUUCCUGCCUAUUUGAGCCACUCUUUCAUUUGUAUCAACCCUUCCUUCCCUUGCCAAAUAAUCCAGAUGCAAAAGCUCCUUAGAUGGGCCUGUUAUUUGCCAUGUAAUCACAAUCCAGAUUUUGAAAUUUCCCCAUAAAAGGAGAGGCAUCCCUUGAGGAGGAAUGUGGCACAUAUAUAUAUACCAAGCUCCUAAAGGUUAGUUCAGGUACUGUGUGUACAAUUCCAUCAACAUCUCGACCCAUGAUACUUACAUCCAGUGCCAAAACAAGCUGUUGGUUCUUGUAGGGUGUAGUGUCCAACAUUUGCAGAUUCAGGUAUCAAGAAGCUGAGAUGUCUCCUAAGUGGCAUUUUACUAACAGAUUAUGUCUAUAUACAGUGUCUACGUGAAAGGACAUUUUCACAAUUGUCCAAACUAGUGUAUUUUCCAUCACUUAUAUUUUGCUUUAUAUUUUUAAGUACCUGAUGAGGGUGGUAAUUAUUUUCUGAACCUACAUAUUUAAUAAUUGCAAACAAAUUGACAAGCAAAGUAAUUGAAGGGUGUGAUGACAAUCUCUCUGCUGCAGCUAUGUUCAGUUUACAUGAACUAUUCCACCUUAUUUCUUGUGGAGUACAUUUAUGCAGAUACCAAUAACCAAAUGACUUGCCAAUGUAACUGGUGCAACUGGUAUUCUACAAAAGCAUAAGGAACACAUAGACGAUUCCUUUUAGGAUAAGAUGAUGCUACUUUCACUAGCUUUCAUAGUAGCUGUGGUUUCCAAUAGCAGUUGAUUGACAGAUGUAUAAAACCUGUAUAUAUAUCCAACUCCUUACAUAAUUCUUUGAAGUAGUCAUGUUAUCUCUAGACCCUUCAGAGCUCAUCUCUUAUUUUUGAUUCAAAAGAAUUGGCAAUGCUAUGAAAACAAACAAACAUGAAACUCUGAAUUGUCCAGGGAAGUAAAGCACUAAGUAAUAGGGAAUACUUUUUGGAAGGAAAAAGGCUAUUGACUUAAGGAAAAAGUUCCUAAUAAAACAGGAGUUCAAGGUGGUGAGACAUUCUUAUUCUAUAGCAAUCAUCUAGUGGUAAGGGGAAUCCUUAUUUUUAAUGAAAUUUUCAUUCUACUUUAUACUUAUGAUUUGUUCUUGGUGCCCAUAUACUGCAAAGGAAGAAUAGACAUGCACAAAAUUUCUGGAAAUUCAAAAUGAACUUUACAUAUCAAAAAAGAUACAUCUGUUAUUUAAUAUACUAUGACUAUCAUGGGUAGGGUGUAACAGUAACAACUUUAAAAAUUAAAAUUAUGCACACUUCUGGAGAAAUCAAAUGGUGCUACAGAGGUACUUAGUUAAUUCAUCCUAAUUUAUAAAAAUAAUAUUCAAUGAUUAAUUAAAGAUAUUAAAAGUCAUGAAAAAAUAUCUUGAGUCCACCAGAAAGCACAAUGUUGGUUUAUUUAUGAAUGCUUUGGAAUUCAAGUUAUACUAACAAAUUGAAAUCUAAAGCUAAAUUAUAAUAUUUAAUUUAACCCCAAUUAUUAUUUUAGUUCGAGAAACCUAGGGCAUUUGCUAAUGUCUCACAUGUAACUUCUAGGUCUGUGUUGUCCAAUAUUAUAUCCACUUGUCAAAUGUGGCUAUUUAAAUUAAUUAAAUAAAUGAAAUAACAAUGUAUUUCUUCAGCCAUACUAGCCAAUUAUGUCUGAGGCUAGCAUAUUGGACAAUACAAAACAUUCCCAUCACCGAGAAAAUUCUAUCACCCAGAGCGCUAGAGGUCUUUCUUUUUAAUUCCCUCUCCUUGAAUAAAAAGGAGGAACAGGGGAAAAAAGAUUUGGUUUUUCUUGGGUAUAUCUGAAUUUUUUUUUAAAUCACAGAGAGAUAGCAUGGAGUAAUGCAAAGAAUAUUAGCUGCCCCCACUUUGAGUUUCCCACUCUGUUAUUGGGGAAAAUAAUUUCCAUGAGUCUCAGUCUGCAACUUUGGAAAAUAAAAGUAUUUUUGUCCUGUCUCCCUUUCAAGAUUAUUAUCAAGUAGAUUGACUAAAUGUACCAGUGUACGUACUUUUUAAAUUGAUGUCAAUUUAACACACGUAAAGCACAUGUAUUGGUCUAGUACCAGCACAAAGUGUAUUGAAGAAAAUUCCAUCAAUUCUCAUUUCUUGAGAAAAUACCAGAGUACUUUUAAAACAUAAAGCAGAAUGGCUUAAAUUUUCUUUUUUUCCAUCUUAAUAUUUUCUUUACCUGCCCCAGUUCUCUGUUCUCUCAUAGCCAUGUCUCUUGUGGGCAACCUUCAAACUGGCUCAGUUCUCUGUUAUGUAGUCAUUUGGUCUCUCUUGGUUCUUCUUAGUUAAUUUCUCAGCUUACUCUUUACAGCAAAGGCAGGCCCAAGAGCUGAGCAGCAGGCUUUUCUUCAGAGGAAAAUACUCGAAUGUUUUUCACUAUUUUAACCCCACAAUACAGAUAGGACACAAAUGCCACAUAAAAGUAUAAAAAUACAUGGAACUUAAUUUUAUAUGUAAAAAUUUGCAAGUACAGACUGUAUAAGAGGAAUAAAAUUGUAAAUAAUUAUAUUGCCAUCAUAUACAGAUAAUGUGUAUUCUCAGAUUGGUGUGAUUUAUCAGUUAUUGGAAGAAAAAAAAUCUUAUGCUAUUUCCUCAUUUUGAAGGAGUAUAAAAUUGGUAAUACCCCAAGAGUCUGUUGCUCAUUUGACAAAAGUUUUGCUGAAACACAUGCUUGGUUUAAGACACUUACAUCCUAAGAUAAGAAUUAAUAUUUAAAUUAGAUUAACUUAGGAUAAAAAGAACCCUAUGGGUAUGGUUUCUUCCUCCUAGGAGUCAUUUUGCUUUGUAUUUCCUUAGGCAGUUUUCAGAUAUUUUACUAAGAUAUGCCUUACUAAUUCCUAAAGACUGCACUUGCUUUUUCUCCUCCUGUUCACUGUACACCCAUGCUUUGGCAUCUGCAUCCAUAUGCCAGACUCAUGGGAAGCAUCUGAUACAUCCUUUCCAUCAUACAGAUUAGGAAAUUAUAGUCUCAGGGCCUCCCUGGUGGUCUAGGGGUUAAGUCUCAGCACUAUCACUAUCACCAUCACUGCCUGAUUUCGAUCCCUGCCAGGGAGCUUACCCACAUAUGGCACAGCAGACCUCUCCUGUCUUGCCCGCUGCUCCCCUUAGCAGUGUAUUUCAGUGGAUCUGCCUGUUCUGCUCCCCACUCUGUCUCUGGUGAAUCCUCUCACCACCCCACCUCUGGCCUAUGCCCCAGUUAUUCCAUGCAAUAAAUAAAUGAGUCUUUUAAAAAGAAAAAGAAAAUGAUGCCCCCAAAAGAUACAGUGAUUUUCCCAGAGUGAGAACCAGGUAUUGAACUUAAAGUCCUACUGGUAAUUUUUGUUUCGAUUCUCAUUGCCUACACCCCAUUGUCAGCAUGUAUGGGUGACCAAGCAGCUUGGAAGGCACAGACAAUCUGAAGUCUAACUAUAUCUGCUGCACUGACUGCUCUGUCUUCUACUGAUGAACAUUGGACCAAUCUAACUCUUUCAUGUUGCUGUAGUAACAAUGGUGCCAUUUUUAUACAACCAGUGAAGUCAAGCUCUAGCUACUACAAAGUCUAUUUGGUUUUGUAUCUCUCUUCCUCUACUCCUACAUGUGGUCCAUCUAAGUUAGCAGUACUAUAUUUUGCUAUUUAAAAGUACUCUGCCUUUGCUUCAUUUCUUCCCAAAUGCACCUGAAAACUAUCUUUAUACCAUGUUUCCUCACUACAUAUAUACUCACAAUUUUUAUUUGCUUUUUAAAACAAUUUGAACAUUUUGCCCAAGUCUCUCUUAGCAAAUAUUAUACAGUCUGUAGCACUACCUAUUACAUACACAUAUUACAUUAUGUAUUUGUAAAGCACUUUACAUUUAUAAAGCACUUUGAUUCAUCCCUUUAAUUGUUCAUUCAUUCAACCACUCAAUUCACUUAAAUAUUUAUCGAGCACCUUCUAGAACCAAGUUCCUUCGCUAGAUCUUGUGAUAGAUAUAUAGUGAUAAAUAUAAAUAGUGAGAAAUCAGGCAUGUCAGCUGAUAAUUGUAAUGCAGUGAAAUCGUCAAAAUACUUUGCCAGUAGGUAGGAUCAAUAUUACUCUAUCCACUUUACAAUUCCAAUUUUCUGUUCAAUAUAGGGAACUAUUAAGUACUUGCCUGAAGACUGUUUCUGAAAUAUUAUACAUCACUGCACAUCUGUGCUGUUUGCUCUAUUUCAUAUGAUCUGUUAAUAUCAUUUAUGAAAAAAAUAAGUUACUCAUCCUUAGUUGUCCCCAACCCAGGACAACUUUUCAGGUCACUUGAAUUCUUUCUGACCACGGUUAAUAGUUCACUUUCUUGCACCAAUAUUUCUGUUAUGGUUUUUGAAACUAUCAACAGCAUAGUUUUAAGGUAUUUCAAAACACCAGUGUAUCAAAGAAGCAUUUGCACUUUAGCUGUAUAUGGUUGCUUGUCUUUUAUUAGAGUAUCUCAGGUUUCCUCAACCUUGGCACUGUUGACAUUUUGGGCAUCAUGAGUCUUUGUUGGAAGUGAAGGGUCUGGGAGUGGCCCCAUGCAUUAUGAAGUAUGUGCAGAUUUCAAGCUUGGCUGUAUACCAGUAGGCCACAUACUGUCACACAUAUCCAAUUGUGACCCUGGGUGAAAUUGGCAAAAUGACUGGAUUAUAUCAGCAAAAAGAGAUACAUUUCUGUCUGUCCCUUAAUCUUCAUCAUAAAAGUCUUUAUGAGACUCAGAAUCAUAAAUUCUUUGAAUUAAAGGGGACUGCACUGUAAAAUUUGCGAGUCUGACUACAUACCCAACAUCAUCUUUAUUUCUCCAUCUCUCAGUUUUACAAAUUUAUUGGAGAAGAUUCAAAGAUUAUCACUGAAAAUUUGUGAAUUGGCUUUUUGGAGUUUUAGGUAAAACUGUUUGGCAAUUGUGCUUUACUGAUGUAAUAGCAGUUAUGGGGAUUGUUGCUUCAAUCUGAAGACUUCAUGUCAUACAACUUCAGUAUCUCAGAGAUUUUGCUUUGAGGAGUUUUCUUUUGGUCAUUUCAUACAUCUGCAAAUAUUGUUCUUUUAUCUUUGCCUUCAAAAUAUGCAUAGAAGUUGAAAUUUGGACAUCUAAUUUUAGGUACAUCUGGAUGAACUUUCUAAUUCUGAUAAUGAUUUUUUUUCUGAUAAUAUCACUCCUUACAAAAAUAAGUGGCUGUCUUAAGUAAUUGAAAAUUGGAAAUUUCAGUGGUGAAAUGCUUCAAUUUAUCAAACCAAAGUUCCUACUUAUUUGAUGUACCUUAUGUCAAUUUUGCUCUAGGGUUAGUGAGGUCCUGUGAAUAACUGAGUCCUAUCAGUUUGUAUUUGUAUGUGUUUUGUACCAAUUUGCAAAACUUGGUGAAGUUAUACAAAGACAUCCCCUUGUAAAUAUUGCUAGAACUAACAUCAAAAAUCCAACUAGAAUAUCAGACCUCCCUUUAUUCCUUGCUAAAAGAUACUGAAAGCAUUCAUAAGUAUUUACUAUAUGUUGCUACUAUGAAUACACAACUGUAAGCCUUGAUUAUGAAGUCUCAGGCUGUAAAAUAUUGACAAGCACACCUGAAGUGAAUGCUUUUAAGGCAAUCAUGGAGACUGUCAAGUGUGUAUAUGAUUUUCUACUCUCCCACUGUCAAUACAUUCAAUAAGUGCUACUUUACAUCAUAAGCUGAUCUUCUAAUUUCAACUUAAAUUUUAACACAUCUGUUUAUUGCUUGACAUAACUUUUAAACUAUCCAGCACACAAAGGUUUCAGAAAAUUUUUGCAGAGUAUAAUUAUCCUAGUAAUUUUUAAUCAGUCGUCAUAACUGAUGUAGUGACUAUAUCAUCAUUGAUUUCUCCACAACACCUUUUUAUGAAGGACCAAAUUAUGUCUAAAGGAAUAAAAUGCUCAAAACUUGUUACUAGAAGUGAUUUUCCAAAUUACUGCCAGCACUGAAAGAUUGUUAUUUUAAAUCCAGAAUAAAAAGGCUGGGGGGAAAAUGCAAAUCAUAUGUUGCUACUCAUCUUUUUCUAAUUUCUAAGGUUUACUAACAUUUGAGAAUUACAAAAAAUAUCCUCUCCUAAUGUAAUAAAGUUGAAAAAAUUGAUUUGGCAGGCAGUGAUAUAUUCAUCUUGAUUCACUUAAAAAUUUCAGUGACUUCUUUCAUUCCCACUGGAGUGCCAGGUUUUAAAAACAGUCUUUUCCCUAGUAUUACCACACACAUAUAUAUGUACACGUACACACACACACACACACACACACACACACACGACCAAAAUAUCACCUACCGAUCUAGAAACUAUAAACCUUCUGUGCCUAUUGAAUAGAUACAUAACAUGAAAUUAAUUUUAGAAGUUUGCGAAGUGGAGAGCAAUAUAAACAUGCUUCUGGGUGGGUGGAGGUGAUUCAUGGAAAAAAUAAAGCCCAAAUACAGUGUCAAGCAGACAUUUCAACUUUCUCAGAGCUAUGUGCAAAUAAAAAGUCAAUGAGUAUCAGUCCACAUUUAGGUCAGAUACUGGAGCAUAGAUCUUAAAAGUUAUGCUAAGAAACAUGAUGUUCUGGAGAUAAAAAUCAGGGAUAUUCUCGAUUAAUCUAAAAUGCUGCCAUCUUCCUCCAGUACUUCUUUCAUGGCACUAAUCUUAAAAUCACUGAGGCCCCUGGUCUAGAGAAUUGAGUUAUUUAUGGUUGGUUAAUGACCAAAAAGAGACUUUCCAUUUAUCUCCCUCUGAUUUACAAGGCAUAACUAUGUUCUUUGUUUCCCUUAUGCCAGAGACCACGAGACAGCCAACCACACACAGGCACUAAAUAAAAUAAAAAUAAUUUUCCUGCUGAGAGGAUAAGAAAGAGCACUUUCACCUACAGACACAGAGCUGGAUCUCUGUGAAGUCUGUCCAUCUCAGGACACAGACUCAAGCACUGUUGUCGAGACACUGUGUUCAACCCUAAGCUACCAUUUCAAACACAGUUUGAACAAAAACAUGCUCAGAUUGUCAUAUUUGUGGCUGGAAAAUAAAAAGUCAAACUAAGUGUCCUUCACCAGGCUACUCUGAAAAUACCAUUAAGAGAAAUCAGAGCUUCCUACUUAAGAAGUGUUCAAUAUCAUUUUAGGGAAAUGAAUUAAAUCUCUCUAGGCACAGACAUUUUGUGUACAUUAUAACCGAGUCUCAGGGCCCUAACUGAGAAGGGGAAAGUCUUUUCAUUCGUUGGUCAAAACAAAUCUCUCAUUUGCCUCAUUUGAGGAAUUUGGACGGUGCCUGGGAAGUACAUUAUUUUCAGUGGAAAAAAGAGACCGUCCUUUUUGCAUGCCAGCUGGGAUCAUGGGAACCUCCAGUGCCAGGAAUUUACUACUGUUUCUGGUAAUUCUGCUUGUAGUCAUUUGAAAUGUUGAAGUGUGAAAGGAGAGCUUGGGCACCCGAGGGGCUGUCUGUGUUUUAUGCCAGUUGCACCAGCAUGCAGAAUAUUUGUAAAUGCAUUUCAAAAUGGGUAUAAUUGUGCCCUUUGUCAAAAUCACAAAGCUCACUGUGGUGCUGCUACGAGAACACUGGGGAAAAUCUGACCCUCUAGACUCAGUCCACCCCAAACAAAAGGAAAGACUGUGUGGGUAAGUACAGCAUAUUGAAAUUUGCUUCCCACUGUUUUCCAAAACCCUGCAUGUCAAAUCAAGGACACGUCUUUCAGGUGAAGGUUAAUUUUGCAGAGGUCUUCCAAAACUCCAUCUAAUACAAGGCUUGGAAAAUAGCAUUUUGAAUUUACUCCAGUCCUCAAGACAUCAUUCCUAUUUCCUUUGCCAUGUCAACGAGACAUACCAAGGCUGCAUUCAUUCCUGACAAAAUAACACACGCAUACUUCAUGUGACCUCAUGCUUGACAUACCUGAACCUGCAAAUGAAGAAAGGAUCGUAGCUAAAUUUGCACUAAUGGUGUCUGAUCGCAAAAGAGGUGACACCUUCAUUGAAAUCCUUGGUUGAAAUUUAAUAAUUCAGAUGCUACAUACUUCUGUAAGUUUCUUGAUUAUUUUCACAGUAAGAUUAAUUACGAAUUUGAAUGUAUUUUCUUACAGUUCAUUAAUUUGCCAUCUAUAUUUUACCUGGGAUCAUUAUGAUUGCAAUAAUUCAUUAAAGUUUACUUCACAUCAUUUUUAAACCAAGUUUUUCUGUAAUUUUUCUGGUUCUGCUUUCAGUAUGUGAGAAAUCUUAUUUUUUUCCUAGUAAAUAUUUUAUAAAAAAGCCAAUGUAUCAGCUGUCAUGGUGACAAAACUCAUCUUUAAAGAUCUGGAAGCUGGUGGUGACCAAAUGUUACCUGUGUUCUCUCUCUUGAUUACUUUUUUCAGAAUUAAAUCAUGUUUUCUCAAUUUCAGUUGGAGUCAACAAUUUGGGGACUUUAGAA